Molecule: messenger RNA, 657 nt
Organism: Pelmatolapia mariae (spotted tilapia)
Lineage: Eukaryota; Metazoa; Chordata; Actinopteri; Cichliformes; Cichlidae
Gene: gtf2a2
Product: general transcription factor IIA, 2
Exons: 4
Coding region: 110-445 (111 amino acids)
Biological process (GO): transcription initiation at RNA polymerase II promoter; RNA polymerase II preinitiation complex assembly
Cellular component (GO): transcription factor TFIIA complex
Molecular function (GO): RNA polymerase II general transcription initiation factor activity; TBP-class protein binding
Source: RefSeq, a predicted model, not a curated record
UUGUGGUCGUUCAGGCUGUUGUUGUGGAGGGAAGCAGUUAGCUCCGUUUGCUCGUCGUGUGUUUGGAGGAUAGUUCGCUGCUGGUUCUCGCUCUUUCGGAGUUUCCAUAAUGGCGUAUCAGCUGUACAGGAACACGACGCUGGGAAACAGCCUGCAGGAGAGUCUGGACGAGCUUAUACAGACUCAGCAGAUAACUCCUCAGCUCGCUCUUCAGGUCCUCCUCCAGUUCGAUAAAGCCAUCAACACAGCGCUCGCCAACCGAGUCCGCAACAGGGUCAAUUUCAGGGGAUCUCUGAACACGUACAGGUUCUGCGACAACGUGUGGACGUUUGUUUUGAACGACGUUGAGUUCAGAGAGGUCACCGAGCUCGUGAAGGUCGACAAGGUCAAGAUUGUCGCCUGUGAUGGAAAGAGCGAGUCGACCCACAACAAAACUGAUAAAUGAUUUGGGCGGCCGGCUCUCUGGGAGUUCCUGUGUGGGACAAAGUCCCAGAUGGACCUGGACUGUACAUAUAAUUUAUUACAGCGAUCACCUGUGUGGGUGUGUGCGGCAGUUUGCUUUGUUUUUUAUUGUUUACCGAAGUUUUUGUUCAGUUUGUUGUGAUUACUGAGCUGAGUCAUGAAUAAAAACUUUAUUUAAAACACAAACAACCUCUG